This is a messenger RNA of Beta vulgaris subsp. vulgaris (sugar beet), 1812 nucleotides long. RefSeq lists its product as uncharacterized. Gene Ontology annotation, molecular function: Hsp70 protein binding; ribosome binding. The transcript is spliced from 2 exons. Gene Ontology annotation, biological process: 'de novo' cotranslational protein folding; regulation of translational fidelity. The record is from RefSeq and is a predicted model, not a curated record. Gene Ontology annotation, cellular component: cytosol. The coding region runs from base 241 to 1797 and encodes 518 amino acids. Lineage: Eukaryota; Viridiplantae; Streptophyta; Magnoliopsida; Caryophyllales; Amaranthaceae.
UUUCCUACUUCCUCCACUUCCUUCAAUUUUACUGCUAAAAUCGUAGCGCCACCAGAAAACCCCUUCUUCUCUUUCUUUAUCUCUCCUCUCUCUCUCUUCGCAUCUUUCUCUGAAACUCACAAUCACUCAAUUAAAACCCAGAUUGCCGUUUGCUGGUUUGUGCUACUUGAGUAAUCUUUGGACUACUAUUCCUUGGUUUCACCACCCUUAUUUUUGUUCUGGGCCCAUUAUUAAGAAAUAAUGGCCCAGCAAGUGAGUAUUGUACGACGCAUAUCCUAUACACAAGAGCUUGAAGAUGGGAAGCCGCUCUAUGUUUCUUCAAAUUGUCUCCCUUUCAAGGUGUCAAAGUUUGAACCUGCAGGCCAUUCUUUUCACUCUGCUGCACUUAGACUUUCUGGUUACUGUGAAGAAGAUUCAGACAAGGAUGAUCAGAGUGUAUCAAGUGAUAAAGAACCUACUUUUGUUCCUUCUUUUGAGUCGUAUAGUGGUAAGAGUAAGAAGAAAUCUGGAUCUGAUGGUAAACAACAGGAUCAUUAUGCAUUGUUGGGCUUGGCACAUUUGAGAUACCUUGCGACCGAGGAGCAGAUAAAGAAAAGUUAUCGUGAUGUUGCUUUGAAAUAUCAUCCUGACAAACAAGCUGCCCUCCUUCUGGCAGAAGCAACUGAAGCUGCAAAACAAGUAAAGAAAGAUGAAAUUGAAAAUCAUUUCAAGGCCAUUCAAGAAUCUUAUGAGGUGUUAAUGGACCCUCUGAAACGAAGAAUUUAUGACUCGACUGAUGAAUUUGAUGAUGAGAUCCCCACUGACUGUGCACCACAGGACUUCUAUAAAGUUUUUGGUCCUGCUUUUAUGAGAAAUAGUCGCUGGUCUGUUAACCAACCUGCCCCUUCAUUAGGAGAUGAUAAUUCUUCAUUUGACGAGGUUGAUAAAUUCUACAAUUUCUGGUAUGCCUUCAAAAGCUGGAGAGAAUUUCCACAUGCAGAUGAAUUUGACAUUGAGCAAGCAGAAUCUCGUGAUCAUAAAAGAUGGAUGGAACGACAGAAUGCAAAGCUCACAGAGAAAGCUAGAAAAGAAGAAUAUGCCCGUGUACGUUCUCUUGUUGACAAUGCUUAUAAAAGAGAUCCAAGGAUUGUUAAGCGAAAAGAAUUUGAGAAAGCCGAGAAGAAGCGGAAAAAGGAAGCCAAAUUCUUAGCAAAGAAGUUGCAAGACGAAGAAGCUGCACGAGCUGCUGAAGAGGAGAAGCGUAAGAAAGAGGAGGAAGAUAGAAAAGCUGCUGAAGCUGCUUCGCUUCAGAAGAAAGCAAAAGAGAAGGAAAAGAAGCUCCUGCGCAAAGAACGGAACCGUCUUCGAUCACUUGCUGCUCAAGUUGCAUCUGACUAUGUGUUUGACAUUUCUGGAGAUGAUGUAGAAAGUCUUUGUAUGUCACUUAACAUGGAGCGGCUCAAGGAACUGUGUGAUAGGAUUGAGGGGGAGCAAAAAGACGAUCAAGUUAAAAGUCUCAAAGAAUCACUUGGCGGUGAAGUCAAUGGGGAGGAAAAGCCAAAUCCAAAUCAGAAUCCAAAUCCUAAGCCAAAUCCCGCCCAAACUGGUGCAGCAAAAUCUAAUGGAAGCCUGACAUCAUCGAGUAGCCACGAAAAGAAAGAGAAACCUUGGGCUAAGGAAGAAAUAGAUCUCUUGAGAAAAGGUAUGCAGAAAUUUCCAAAAGGUACGUCACGGAGGUGGGAGGUUAUAUCGGAGUAUAUUUGUAACAGCCCGCUCUUCCGAGCUGCUAAUGAAACACACUUAACAACUAUAAGCUAGAAUCCAAAUCUUAAU